Messenger RNA from Podospora pseudocomata, 872 nucleotides. RefSeq names its product Ypt/Rab-type GTPase Rab7 (gene GTP14). Lineage: Eukaryota; Fungi; Ascomycota; Sordariomycetes; Sordariales; Podosporaceae. The transcript is spliced from 4 exons. Bases 255 to 872 code for a protein of 205 amino acids. Gene Ontology annotation, molecular function: GTP binding; GTPase activity. Gene Ontology annotation, biological process: regulation of vacuole fusion, non-autophagic. The record is from RefSeq and is a predicted model, not a curated record. Gene Ontology annotation, cellular component: late endosome; vacuole; fungal-type vacuole membrane.
CUCCAGCCUUCGUCACUCCUCCAACAGCCGAUUCCCUACCAACCCAUCAGCCCCGUUCAUUUUAUCGGAGCCGCAAACCUGGAAACCUCGAACCACUGCCCGUGUGCUACUGAGCGUAGACCUCAACCUACUUUUUGGGACCUCGCCCACCGCAAAACUUCCCAGAGCAGAAACCAACGUCGGUCACCUGCGCAUCAACUCUUCCACCCGCCUUCCCCGCGUCACUGAGCCUCCAAACAGAACGAUUUCCCGCCAUGGCUUCCAGAAAGAAGGUCCUCCUCAAGGUCAUCAUCCUGGGCGACAGCGGUGUUGGCAAGACGAGUUUGAUGAACCAAUAUGUCAACAAGAAGUUCAGCGCAAGCUACAAGGCCACUAUCGGAGCCGAUUUCCUGACACGAGAGGUGUUGGUGGACGACCGCCAAGUGACCAUGCAGCUGUGGGACACGGCCGGGCAAGAACGGUUCCAGUCGCUGGGUGUGGCCUUUUACAGAGGAGCCGACUGCUGUGUGCUGGUGUACGAUGUCAACAACUCCAAGAGCUUUGAUGCGCUCGACAGCUGGAGGGACGAGUUUUUGAUCCAAGCCUCGCCACGAGACCCGGAUAACUUCCCGUUUGUGGUGUUGGGCAACAAGAUCGAUGUGGAGGAGAGCAAGAGAGUGAUCUCGACGAAGCGAGCCAUGACCUUUUGCCAGUCCAAGGGUGGUAUCCCAUACUUUGAGACCUCUGCCAAGGAGGCCAUCAACGUUGAGCAGGCUUUUGAGGUUAUCGCGAGGAAUGCGCUCCUCCAGGAAGAGUCGGAAGAGUUCAGCGGCGAUUUCCAGGACCCCAUCAACAUCCAUAUUGAGAACGACCGGGACGGGUGCGCGUGCUAG